Messenger RNA from Bactrocera oleae (olive fruit fly), 2610 nucleotides. It is a transcript of the gene Amnionless, whose product is annotated as amnion associated transmembrane protein. NCBI's taxonomy places the organism in Eukaryota, Metazoa, Arthropoda, Insecta, Diptera, Tephritidae. The record is from RefSeq and is a predicted model, not a curated record. Gene Ontology annotation, biological process: intracellular protein localization; receptor-mediated endocytosis. Gene Ontology annotation, cellular component: endocytic vesicle; apical plasma membrane.
GUAAGAAGUAUUGAACCAGAACCAGAGCAUAUUAAUGAAACCGUUUGUUAAAAUGAAUGGAUGGAACUUGAGAUGAUUUGGGAUGAAGCAAGAAAUAACGUUAACCUCGGUUGCAUCGAAUAUUAUAGCAUCACAAAUAAAAAAAGUUUCCAUACAACAACUUUAAGCGGUCACAUACAAACGGAGCUGUAUGCUUAGUGUCUUUUUUACUGGAGAUUGUACCGUUUAGAAAAGAAUCCAUGUUAAAUUUAAUAUAUCUUCUUAAAUUAAAAAGUUUUCCACACAACAACUUGCUAUCGGCGGUUCCGACAAAUGAGAAACUUCUUAGGGAUAAAAGCACGUGUGCAAAGUUUAAUAUCUCAAUAACCGAGGAACUGGUUAGCGUAUAUACAGACGGAUAGACAGACGAACUUGGCUAAAUCGACUUAGCUCAGAUGCCGGUCAUUUGAAUAUAUAUUUUAUAGGGUCUCCGACGUUUCCUCUUGGGUGUUGUAAACAUAAUAUACCCUGUUCAGAGUAUAAAAAAAACCAGAAAACUAUAACAAAGAGAUGCAAACGGUUGCAGAUGCGGUUGCUACUUAUACACAUAGACAUAUAUGUAUAUUAAGAUAUGAGUACCUAUAAACAUAUUCAUAUUUAGUUCUUUGUACAACACCAAUAUAUGCUUUUAUCAGCUGUCGUAUCACUUAUUUAAUACGCCCCUAUUAGUAAAAAUAUGCGCACCAUUAGCCUUCUUCUACUCAGACAAUUUAGUUUCUGCCCUCGUUUCAAAGUGUUUUCAUCCAAAUGAUAGAAAUAAUUUUAAAAUUAUUAACACUGUUGUUGACCAUUUCUGAGAGCAGCAGUAAUAAACGGCUCCAGGGGAAUCCUGGUUUCGAUAAUGCUGAUGCCUGGGAAUCUGGUUAUCUGCCUUGUGCACUUGAGGAAGUAGUUUUUCCCGAAACAUAUCCGGCCGUGCUUCCACUUCCUAACAAAGUCGACAUCAGCGGAUUGGUGCUGCCACGUGAUGGUGCCAUUAUGUUUAGCGACGAGUCCACUAUAACAUUAGGCGGUGAAUUACAGAAGCGAGAAUGUGAAAAUGGGCGCAAUCGCCGUGCUUAUUUGAAAAUGCCCUUAACGAGGAAAUGGUACGAUCCCAGUAGUUGGAUUAGCACCACAGCGCUUGGAAAAAAUACAGCAAUUCCGCAUUUGGAGCGCAUACCUUGUGACAAUGAGACCGUGGUGAUGCAACGCACAGGACCACUUUCGGUUGAUUUGGAGUACAUUGCUUACUUAAGGAUGGGUCAUUUGAAUUUGGCUGGUUCCCUCAUAUCUAGCGAUUAUUUGAAUUAUUUAAUACACACUGAUAUUGGGCAGCUGCUUUUCAAAAAUAGCUAUGGCACAAUGGUGCAAUAUUAUCAUCAGGAUACCUGCGGCUGCCAACUGGACGCGUACUUGUACACUGAACCGGUUUGUAAGAAUGUCAUUGAAACUUGCGAACGACCGCACUGUUUAGUGCCGGUAACACCCCUCGAAAGCUGCUGUCCGAUUUGUGGCUCUAUAUUACGCUUCUCCAUGGAAUACUGUAGUGAGGGAAAUUUGAAUAAAUUGCGCAAAGUGAUUGUCGCCGCUAUUAAGGAGCAAGAACUCACCGCAGAUUUGGAUUACCACGUCAACUAUGUGCAGAUUUGGAUUGAUUCAUCAACUAUGUCUCAAGGAAAUUACUUGCAGGCAAUAAUAGUCGAUCGGGAUGGGUAUAGUGAGAAAAGUGUGCGCUUUAUGGCGCGUUUAAAUGCCUCAACUGAUUGGUCAAAACUCUUUGAGGGGCCACAUCAACUGGAAAUGAUCGCAUCUGGGCGUCCCUACAACCCGAAUAUUACCUUCGGUUCCAUCUUGUUGAUCAUUCUUUGCCUGGCAUUUGUGUCUGUGGUAGCUUUAGUAAUGUUCGCGCAAUAUGCACCAGACCAUCGCUAUCUGCAUCAUGUGCCACAGUGGAUCUAUGAUCCGAACCGUUGGCGUGCAUUCUUGCUCCGUUCAUCUGUCAUGUUUGCUCGUUUUGAAAAUGUGACAGCUGGUGGCGUUGACGCCGAUGUAACGGAUGGCCCUACGAUGGGCUACGAUGCCGAAAGCGGUCAAGUAAGAGAGCGCGCCUUCGACAAUCCAAUGUUUGGUGAGAAAUUGACAGAAACAAGCGCUGCAAUUACUUCGACCGCUGCAGCCGCUAGCACACAACCGGCAUCUAGAAGCACUACGUCGGCGGCUGCUAUUGUCACCGUGGGCAUGCCAAAAGUUAAAGAGCAAAAAUUGGCCGUGAAGUCGAGCGGCAGCAAAUUAGAAAGUGUUACAUUAGUCGAUGCCAUGGAGGGCAGUGAUUUCGAGGAAGAACAAGAAUUGACUGAAAUUACACUGGAGGACAUGGCUAGCGUGAACGACGGCAUAGAGGAAGAAACAAAGGAGUAGAUGAGUAAACCUACAUACCAUGAUAGCACUAAAGGGUUGUGAAAAAGAAUUAAGAACCCAUAUGAACUCACUUGGUGUAUAUAUUAGUUAUAGAACAUAUUGAACAUAUUGUUAUCUUUAUUGAAAAUACUGCAAUUUUUUCACUCCUGAAUAAACAAUAUUUUAUCUAAA